Leptonychotes weddellii (Weddell seal) is the source of this 2080-nucleotide messenger RNA. Lineage: Eukaryota; Metazoa; Chordata; Mammalia; Carnivora; Phocidae. The record is from RefSeq and is a predicted model, not a curated record.
GCAAAAUACAUGUAUUUAGGUCUAUAACCAGCCUUUUUAAGUAAGAGCUUAAAAGGACAUGACAGUUUUAUUUUUAUUUAUUUAUUUUGACCCUAACUAGAUUUUAUUCGUCAUGAUCUAAAGGAAAGAAAUUACAUUGAUCUGGCAAUCUUUUUGUUGAGAAUACAUUUAUAAAGUUCUGUUGUGCAUAAGGACAUGUCAGUUUAAAUUAUUUUGUUCACUGCCCAAGAGUCACAUAGAGGAGUACACUUUCCGCAUAGUUGUACUUUUUUUACUCUCUUCCACCAAAUAACUGUUCGGUAUUUAAUGGGCCUUGUUUCCUUAGCUGCUCUGGAACUGCCCCAUGAGUUGCCCAGCAGCUUCCCGUUUGAGAAGCACACAGCUGUGGCUUCCCCAAAUGGCCUUUCUUUGAAAAGUUUUUGAGAUGAUGGAAGAAAAGUUGCUAUAGUUGUCACAAAGUUGAAAGUGGAAAUGGGAGGUUUACCAUUUUAGGCCUCAUUUCAAGAACAGUCAAGACUAGAAAUGACCUCAGGUAGACAGCUCUUGAGGCGAGGCUCGCUGAGGAAGGUAGCCGUGUCAGAAGUUUGGAUCUCCUCCUUGGGGAGGAGAUCCCAGUAGCGGGCUGUUAAGUGUUCAGGGAGGAAAAGAGGCUGGUCAAAGUGCCUCUAUAUCUUGAACAUUUUUAGAAAGAGAUAGAUAGGAGCUUUUGACUUCUUUCUUCAGUCUCUCUAGAUUUCUUUUUCCCUUCUUUGUCUUUAACGUUAGUUUCUCCCUGUACCUUCCUGUGCCUCUGUUACUGGGCUCUUUUUGGUAACAUUAUUUUGUGUCUUCCAUUCCACUCCUCAUCCCUUCGAAGGUCUAAGGAAAAAAAACUUGUCCCCUGGUGCCGUGGAGUCCGAUGUGCGAGGAAUAACUGGGGUUGAUCUGUUUGGAACGACAGAUGCGGUGGUGAAGCACGUGCUGGAGGGUCAUGAUCGUGGCGUAAACUGGGCUGCCUUCCACCCCACUAUGCCCCUUAUUGUAUCUGGGGCAGAUGACCGUCAAGUGAAGAUCUGGCGCAUGAAUGAGUCAAAGGCAUGGGAGGUUGACACCUGCCGUGGUCAUUACAACAACGUGUCUUGUGCUGUCUUCCACCCUCGCCAAGAGCUGAUCCUUAGCAAUUCUGAGGACAAGAGUAUCCGAGUCUGGGAUAUGUCCAAGCGGACUGGGGUUCAGACCUUCCGCAGGGACCACGAUCGUUUCUGGGUCCUAGCUGCCCACCCCAAUCUGAACCUCUUUGCAGCAGGCCAUGACGGUGGCAUGAUUGUGUUUAAACUGGAACGGGAACGGCCAGCCUAUGCUGUUCAUGGCAAUAUGCUCCAUUAUGUCAAGGACAGAUUCUUACGUCAGUUGGAUUUCAACAGCUCCAAAGAUGUAGCUGUGAUGCAGUUGCGGAGUGGUUCCAAGUUUCCGGUGUUCAAUAUGUCAUACAAUCCAGCAGAAAAUGCAGUCCUACUGUGUACGAGAGCCAGCAAUUUAGAGAACAGUACCUAUGACCUGUACACCAUCCCCAAGGAUGCAGACUCCCAGAAUCCUGACGCUCCUGAAGGGAAACGAUCCUCGGGCCUGACAGCCGUUUGGGUUGCUAGAAAUCGGUUUGCUGUCCUAGAUCGGAUGCAUUCGCUCCUGAUCAAGAAUCUGAAGAAUGAGAUCACCAAAAAGGUGCAAGUGCCCAACUGUGAUGAGAUCUUUUAUGCUGGCACGGGCAGCCUCCUGCUUCGAGAUGCAGAAUCCAUCACGCUCUUUGAUGUUCAGCAGAAGCGGACUCUGGCCUCUGUGAAGAUUUCUAAGGUGAAAUAUGUUAUCUGGUCAGCAGACAUGUCCCACGUAGCACUACUGGCCAAACAUGAGCACUCAUGCCCUUUGCCUCUUACAGCCAUUGUGAUCUGUAACCGCAAACUGGAGGCUCUGUGUAACAUUCAUGAGAACAUUCGCGUCAAGAGUGGGGCCUGGGAUGAGAGUGGGGUAUUUAUCUAUACCACAAGCAACCACAUCAAAUAUGCCGUCACCACUGGGUAAGUGAAUCAUCUGAUAACACAGA